CGCAGGCACCUCAUCGGGGUUUGAGACGCAGCCCGUGUCCCGCUUCCAAUCUCGGAAAGCGCACUGGUUCACCUGGAUGCCGUGAUUUUCUUUCCUUCCACUCAUCGCACCGCCAAAACAGACGCGUUAAAAAUGGCAGGAGCAAUAAUAGAGAACAUGAGCACCAAAAAGUUGGUGAUUGUGGGAGUCAUUCUGCUUUUAUUCCAGGCGUUCUCCUUUAUGGUCGGAGGACUGAUUGCUCCGAGCCCUACAACAGCCGUCCACUACCUGGCCACCAAGUGCGUGGAUGCUGUAAAGACCAGCGAGAAGGAUGAAUGGUUUAUGCCUUGGGGUCCUGACCAGUGCAGUAAGAUCAGAGACUUUGAAGAGGCCACGGCCAAGAGAAUCGAGGCCAAUAACAUUGUGUUUGCAGUCCACAUUCCUUUACCACACCGAGAGAUGAGUGCUUGGUUCCAGUUCAUGCUGGUCAUCCUCCAGUUCGACAUUGCCUUCAAAAUGCAUAAUCAGAUUGAGGAUGGAGCUAUGGCCACAAUGGAUGUUCGUCUGGCUUAUAGGGAUGACCUUAUGGGUUCGUGGACUGAGAUGGCCCACUCCAUAGAGCAUCGUAAACUAAACUGCAAUUUCACCACUUCUAAGACCCCUGAAAAUGACGGACGCUACUAUGAGUGUGACCUUCUGCCCUUCAUGGAGGUCGGCAGCGUUUCCCACAAGUACUAUCUUCUCAACAUCAGACUGCCUGUCAACGAACGCAAAAAAGUCAAUAUCGGGAUUGGAGAAAUCAAAGACAUCCGACUAGUGAGCAUUCAUCAGAAUGGUGGAUUCACGAAGGUGUGGUUCGCUAUGAAGACGUUCCUUACUCCCAGCAUCCUCAUCAUCAUGAUCUGGUAUUGGAAAAGAAUCACCCAAAUGACCAGACCACCAGUUCUAUUGGAGAAGAUUAUCUUUGCACUUGGUAUCUCCAUGACCUUCAUCAAUAUUCCAGUAGAAUGGUUCUCGGUUGGCUUUGAUUGGACCUGGAUGCUGUUGUUUGGUGACAUCCGUCAGGGCAUCUUCUAUGCCAUGCUGCUUUCGUUUUGGAUCAUCUUCUGUGGAGAACAUCUUAUGGACCAGACAGAAAGAAACCGUUUGUCUGUGUACUGGAAGCAAGUUGGACCCAUUGUGUUUGGGUCUUUCUGCCUCUUUAUCUUCGACAUGUGUGAGAGAGGAGUACAGCUAAAAAAUCCCUUUUACAGUAUUUGGGCAUCAGAUGUUGGGACAGAGCUGGCUAUGGCCUUCAUCAUUGUGGCGGGAAUCUGUGCAUGUCUCUACUUUCUGUUCCUGUGCUUCAUGGUAUUCCAGGUGUUCAGAAAUGUUAGCGGGAAAAGGUCAGCCUUACCUGCUAUGACAAAGGCGCGUCGGCUGCAUUAUGAGGGCCUGAUCUUCCGGUUUAAGUUUCUGAUGUUGGUCACGCUGGCAUGUGCUGCCAUGACUGUUAUUUUCUUCAUCAUAAGCCAGGUAAAUGAAGGACACUGGCACUGGGGCGGUUACACAGUUCAAGUCAACAGUGCAUUCUUCACUGGCAUUUAUGGCAUGUGGAACCUCUAUGUGUUUGCCCUUAUGUUUCUGUAUGCACCGUCUCACAAACGUUAUGGGGAUGGCCAGUCAAGCGUAGGUGAUCAGGGUGGAAACAGUGGUGAAGACAUACAACUAACCACCACCAUCACACAUUCGGAUGGACCUACAGAGAUCUACAAAAUGACAGGCAAAGAAGCUCAAGAGUAACAAUUCUGUUGGCCCUUCAAGAUUUCUUAAACCCCUCAGACGUUUGAACAGUACCUUUGUUGGUGCACUGUGUGGUCCCUCUAAUUUCAAACACAAAUGUAUAAAUGCUAAGCCCCCAGGUCAUGAACAAAUCAUGUCACCUGUAAGACUAUUUCCUUGUUAUUUAGACAAAGAACUGCUGCUUGUGCCGAGUUGUAGAAAAUGAGUGUUGUACAUCUUGCAGGAGUUGGGAAAGUUAUUCAGUUCAGAUUGUACUGUGGAUUGGAAAAACACUGACACAAGGACCAAUACAAAAUAUUUCUUAAAAAACAGGGAGGGCAUGGAAACAAGGUCUAUUUUUUUGAAUAAUGCAGCAAUAAGUAUUCCUGUUAAAGUAUUUUGUAGCUGUUUUUCUCUUAGGUCUUUGUCUGUUUGAAGGUAUUUUUGUAAUGUAUUUACAAAACAUGAAUACAAAAGGCUUCUGUCUCUCUCAACAUACUAUAUAGGUAUGUGUUUCUGUUGGUUCCUCAUCUGACUUCCUUAAACACUCCCAACAAAAUGUAAACACACUCCCAGGCAACCCGUAACACCAAUGACUGAGUUUAAAGGUCAUCCACGAACAAUCUGUCGGAUAACUUAAGAUACACACAGAUAGAUUCAGGUAUACACAGCCUGAAUGACAUACAGUAUGUUCAUCAUGUUACAAUGUAGAUAUAUAUUUUUUAUAAAAUGCUUAUAGCGUGUAUGAAAACUUUAGAUGUAUAUCACUGUGUUGGUAAAGAAAUAUAAUUUGUACAAUUGUAUCACAUGUGGAAAUCUAGGGUUUUGGUCUGUCAUGCUUUUUAUGCUAAUUUAAAAUAAAAAUGGUUUGGAUCGGUU
Messenger RNA from Triplophysa dalaica, 2619 nucleotides. RefSeq names its product Wnt ligand secretion mediator (gene wls). Gene Ontology annotation, molecular function: Wnt-protein binding. NCBI's taxonomy places the organism in Eukaryota, Metazoa, Chordata, Actinopteri, Cypriniformes, Nemacheilidae. The transcript is spliced from 12 exons. The record is from RefSeq and is a predicted model, not a curated record. Gene Ontology annotation, biological process: Wnt protein secretion; intracellular protein transport; Wnt signaling pathway. Bases 133 to 1761 code for a protein of 542 amino acids. Gene Ontology annotation, cellular component: organelle membrane; endomembrane system.